This is a messenger RNA of Pieris macdunnoughi, 384 nucleotides long. The record is from the annotation of a GenBank genome assembly. NCBI's taxonomy places the organism in Eukaryota, Metazoa, Arthropoda, Insecta, Lepidoptera, Pieridae.
AUGUGUUGCGCGUCAGGAAAAGUUCAACUACCCGACAUUGAAACACCACCGGAACCAUUGAACGGUUUACUUAUCGGCACGGAUCCAGAUUCUAACGUGUUCUUGAAGUCCAUUCGAACAUUCAAUUCAUGCUUUCAAAUGACAUCGUUCGGAGCAACAGAAAUAGUUCGAAAUACUAAUUCACUUGGUCAACAAUACAAUUCUACAUUUAAAAUUAGAGGCCAAGUUUAUCAUAAAAUAGGCUCAUUACUGCCAAUGCCAAACGAAGCACAUAAAUUUUUACAAAUCUACUUUAUGGGCGGCGAGGAUUCCGGAAGCGCACUUGCCAAUCGUGUGAAUGCACGUUGUGACUAUAACAACCUUGAUUCAUUUUUUUUCAUAUGA